Diaporthe citri is the source of this 1314-nucleotide messenger RNA. RefSeq lists its product as uncharacterized. The record is from RefSeq and is a predicted model, not a curated record. The transcript has a single exon. The coding region runs from base 1 to 1314 and encodes 437 amino acids. NCBI's taxonomy places the organism in Eukaryota, Fungi, Ascomycota, Sordariomycetes, Diaporthales, Diaporthaceae.
AUGCUGUUCACAAAGCAAGCAUUAGCUGCUGCGUUGCUGCAGGCACUCGGUGUCGUUGCAUUGCCGCUCGACCCAACACCAGUGUACAAGCCCGCAACACCAGCGCGGCAGGCAGCACCGCCAGCGACCUUCACCGCAAACGCAAACAUCGGUCCUGGAGGGAGCACGUUCACAGACUCGCCGCACUUCCGAGUCUAUGGAGCCACCGGCACCACCGCCACGAACGCGCUGAAUAUGCUCGAGGCUGCGUACAGCUGCUUCGUCGACACUCUUGCCUGGCGGUCCUCGGGCCUGGCUUACAAUGAUCCUAACGACGAUGGGCCAUGGACUAAGGUUAACGUGUACUCGGUAUCAACACUUACGGGAGCUGCUGGUGUCAUGCAUUCCGACUACAACACCGGCAUGAGCUGGCUCGAGGUCGUCAACAACUACCUGGCAGUGCCCGGGGUCGCAGUCCAUGAGUACGGCCACGGCUUGACUUAUCACGAGAAGAACUGGGUCGACCAGGGCAGGACCGGAGCCUGGUGGGAGACCGUCGCCAACUGGGUGGCUGACACUUACAAGACCUCGCCGCUGUGUGCCAGCGCCAGGUCCAAGUACGGCCAGUCCACCAGCGCCACCGAGAUCAACCUCAACAAGGUCAUCGGCGACUCCUUCCAAGUCCUCGUAGAUGGGACCGCCGGGUCCGGGAACUACUACGAGGCCUGGCCCUUCCUCAGCUUCCUGACCUACAACCUGGACAACUUCGCCGGCCUGGGCACGAACACGAUCCGCGAGUCCUUCCGCCAGUACAGCAAGGGCAGCAACGAGACGCCCCUGCACACCUUCGCCCGGCUCUCCACGGGCGCGACGAUCCAGAAGGUCGUGGGCCGCUACUGGGCCCGCAUGGCCUACGUCGACAUCGGCCACCCGACGGCCCAGUCCGUCUUCCUCAGCCAGCGCGGGCAGUACAACUACGCCAACCUCGACAGCCAGGGCAGCGGCGUCUACAAGGUCAAGGCAGCCCGCCGGCCCCGGUACAUGGGCGCCAACAUCGUGCCCCUCAAGAAGUCCGGGGCCGUCACCGUCACGGCCAAGAUCACCACCAGCGGGGCGUACACCGCGACACUUGCUGUGCGCAACACCAGCUCUGGCGUCACGCGCUACGUCGACUUUGCCAACGGGUCGGCGUCGACUUCGGUCACCAGCGGUGAGGAGGCCUCCGUUGUAGUUGCUAACACACCUGCUCUUAUCCAAUACGACCCCUUCAGCAUCGGCAGCGAUGUCAAUGCGGGCUUGGACUACACUCUGAUUCUGACUGGUGCUACGGCAUAG